CGUCCAAGCGCUCGGCGCCUCUGACCCGGAGCGCCACCCCAUCACGGGACCGCCUGCCGCGCCUUGUCCCGUUGCUCUUUGCUCCCUACGUUUUCCUGCGCCCCGAACGCCACUUUCGCGCGCGCCUGUACACGCCAUUUCCCAUCACUCAUCGCCGUCAUCCUCAGCGCUGUACUGCCGCUCCCGUGUUCUUGACCUGAGAGAUGGAUGCGGGGAGCGCCGGCGAGGCGGGACGGCAGGAGGGGACUCCGAUGGGCCCCGCGGCGCCGUUUGGCAGGUCGUCGUCGUCGUCGGGUCUCGGCGCGAAGGGCGGCGCAGCACCCCAGAGCUUCGACGGCGCGCUCAGAGUUGAGUGGUUCUUUUCCCAACCAUACCGCGUCAAGUGCGCGCCUCUGAUUAGUGCUUGCGGGUCGGACGUCCGACGCGUUCGUUGGGGUUUGCAGGAGCUCAAGGAUCUGCAGUCCCAGCUGCACCAGGCGGCGGACUGCUGCGAGAAGGCGUUCCUCGCCACCGAGAAGAAGCAGCUAAUCCUGGACAGUACAAAGAGCUACAUCUGCAACGCGGUAGUAGCGGUGAUUGAUCAUCUGGGGACCGUUUCAUCCAAGCUUGAGCACCAGCUGGAAGACAAGGCUGAGAUCACGCAAACAGAGCAAAAGAUCAACUUCCUGAAGCAGAGGCUCUUGACAUGCGAACACUAUGCAAUUUCUCUCCAACUAUUGGCCGUUCGUGCGGACACUGGCGCCGUUCAAUAUCAUCGCCGUUAUCUUUCGCAAUCUUCUGAAAGAAACAACGAGGAAAAUGUCGCCAAGUCAAGCAGAGGUGGCCCAGAACCCUUCAAGCUCAAUAGCGCAGUGGCGCCAGGAUCUACUCGCACUCUGAAGCCAUAUGAUGCUGAAUCAACCAUCGGGAGGGAGCAUGCCGUGGCGGGUUCAGACGUUGGAAACCCAGCAUCCAUAGCGAGGUCAUUUUCCUUCAGAGCAGAGGAUGUUCACGUUGCUGCAGGGGGUCACCACAAGAAGAAGAAGAAAGGCAGCCAUGGCAGCAACAUCAUGUCAUUUCUCAAAAGAAGCAAGCGACAUGGGUAAAGCCACCGGGUGCAGUUAGAAUGUGGCUAUCACCAGAGUUUUUGCCAGCCAUCCGAAUGUCCAUUGUUCUGUAACAGGAAUGUAUGCAUGUAUGUUUGAGUUCUGCUCCGGUGCACACAUGUGCAGACGUGCAGUAAAUUGAAAUUCAGGGUCGAGCUGAAACAUUCAUGCCACAUCGGGGAGAAACACUCAUGUUCAUUUUAUUUUC
Messenger RNA from Triticum aestivum (bread wheat), 1293 nucleotides. RefSeq names its product probable protein ABIL5. The record is from RefSeq and is a predicted model, not a curated record. Bases 204 to 1085 code for a protein of 293 amino acids. The transcript has 7 exons. Lineage: Eukaryota; Viridiplantae; Streptophyta; Magnoliopsida; Poales; Poaceae.